AUGGUAGCUCAAAAGGUAACGAGCGGAGAGUUACUCGAGAAAGUUCGUGAAAUUUUCUGUGAUGUUACUGGUUUAGAUGCGGACGAAGUCGAGGAGGACUCAGAACUAGAUGAGCUUGGAGUCGACACUAUCUUGGCCAAAGAGCUGGCACGGAAGCUCAGUGGAUUCUCUGGUCGCACGGUAGAGAGCAGCCGGAUCCUGGAAUCGGAAAAUUUUAUAAGUGUUGUUCACUACAUACAGUCCAUUCUCGACGUUGGAAAUGAAACAACAAGUGGCAAUGACAAAGAGACACCAUCCAGAAAACAGGCAAAGGACCCAAGGUCCGCUGCCACCAAUGAUACUCUUGCAGCUUCUGUAAUUCAAGAGGCAUUCAGUUCAACAAAGCAAAUCACAGAUGAACUCAUUGUCGAUGGCCAUAUGGGGAAUUACUGUGGCGAGGUGAUGCCCAGAUCAACAGAGCUCUGCAUAGCAUAUCUGGUUGAGGCAUUCGAGCAGCUUGGCUGUAGCAUCCGGUCAGCGAAGCCAGGAGAUAAGCUCAAGCGCGUUCCAUAUUUACCGAAAUAUGACAAAUUCAUGGAGCUCUUCUAUGAACUGCUUCGCGAACAAGCUCUGAUAGAAAUGGAUGGGUCCGAAAUUGUCCGAGCAUCACAAAAUUGUCCAGCCAAACCAGCGACCGAAUUACUCGAAGAUUUACUUCAAGAUGAGCCCUCUCAUGCACCAGAGUUUAAUCUCGUACAGGUGACUGGACCAUCAUUAGCUGAUUGCCUAUCUGGCAAGCAAGAUGGGAUCGCACUUAUCUUCGGCACAGCCCAGGGCCGUCAACGGGUUUCAGAUCUCUAUGCCCUAUCUCCAAUCAAUCGCGUCUGGAUACAUCAGCUUGCCUAUUUCCUGGAACAGCUCGUUAAGAGAGUGCCUCAAAAUGGGCAACCGCUAAGAAUCAUGGAGCUGGGAGCGGGCACCGGCGGCACAACAUCGACGGUGAUACCUGUCUUGGCACGGCUCGGAGUGCCUAUCUUCAAGGUGGUCGAUGUUGAAUCACAACCUAACCCGGAGCUGUUACGCAGUCAACACAUCAUUCUCUCUACAGCGUGCAUCCAUGCGACGCGGAGCCUUCCAGUCUCCCUGAAAAAUAUUUAUAGUAUGUUGCGACCGGACGGGUUUGUGAUGCUUUUGGAGCAGACACAACAAAUUCCAUGGGUGGACUUCGUCUUUGGGCUCCUGGAAGGCUGGUGGUUGUUUGAAGAUGGGCGUCAUCAUGCACUUGCGCCUGUUACUCAUUGGGAGAAAAUAAUGAAGCAAGUGGGCUUCGGCCAUGUGGACUGGACGGCAGGGGAGCGUCCAGAAGCAGGAUUGCAGCGCUUGAUUAUUGGGUAUGCGAGUUAG
This is a messenger RNA of Trichoderma breve, 1383 nucleotides long. RefSeq names its product methyltransferase domain-containing protein. The coding region runs from base 1 to 1383 and encodes 460 amino acids. Lineage: Eukaryota; Fungi; Ascomycota; Sordariomycetes; Hypocreales; Hypocreaceae. The record is from RefSeq and is a predicted model, not a curated record. The transcript has 2 exons.